Molecule: messenger RNA, 11943 nt
Organism: Paramuricea clavata
Lineage: Eukaryota; Metazoa; Cnidaria; Anthozoa; Malacalcyonacea; Plexauridae
Source: the annotation of a GenBank genome assembly
AUGGUGAGUACCAUCAGAUCAAACCAAUUAGCAGGAGAAUUCUGGUUAAGAUAGCUAAGCGAGUAUUAUUCCAAUUGGGUACAUAUACAAUAGAACCAGGACAAGAAGUAAACCGGAAAAGAGCAUAUAGGCCAUGUCAGUUGUUGGAUAGAGAAUGGUGUAAACCGCAACGAACUGACGGAGUUUUAAUGUGACAUAGCCUGACAAGCUUCUUGCUUGAUCCCAUUAACUAAAUUAAAACAAAAACAAUACCAAACAACCUAAAUUUAAAACAUCUUUUAAAAACAUUUGCCCCAAGAUACUCAAAUACUUAUCGACAAAAUCUUGAUGGAGGCCGAAAAUGGUAACAAUUUCCGUACGAAAUACAAAAGUUACAAAAUUUGCAAAUUUUGCAAGCCCAUAUUUUUCGCAUUUUACAACAUUUCGCAGCAAAUACAUUUUUUCAAAAUUAGUCAUAAUGAAAUGUCUAUUCAGGCUGCUAUUGAUAACUUUGCGUUAUAGAUCAUUAGCUAUAUGAUCGGUCAUAAGUCUGCUUCGCCUGUGCCCAGUCUAAACCCUAAAAUGUUAGUAAUCUUGGCAGGUAAUAUAGUAGCUAGUAUGGUUUCCCCGAUUUUUAAAGGACCAGCAUUUAGCAUAUUAUGUGGUAGCCGCAUAUCUAGAGGCCUGCAACCAUACCACAAAACCACAUAUUUUACAAUAACUUGUGUGUAACUAUAAAUUCAUUAAUCAUUGAUUCUUUAUUUGUAGACAACUGGUGAUAUGCAAUCUACAACAACAGAAUCACAACCAUUUUCUAUUCGCCAGGAUUUAACAAACAUUAGCUCUAGUGUAUGUAAUCAAUUAACCCUUUCAAUACCCUACAUUAUAAUAAAUGGGUGAAUAAAUUAUCAAAACAAUAAAACCCCUCGUAAUUCGAUGCAUUUUCAGUCAAUUGAAAGUUGAAUUUGGACUGUCAAAUGUAUGUCCUACAUGUAUGUCUGCCCAUAUAAUGUAGUCUGUAUCUACUACCAAAGCACCAUGCAUGCCAUAAAGAAAAUACAAUUGAACCAUGAUAUAUUACAAUAACUAUGUAAUGAGUAACGUAUAACCAUUGAUUUUUCAGUCCAUUACUAACUCGGACAUCCAUAAUGAUGAAUUGAGAUUGGAAAUCACCUCAACAGCUGGUACCUACAGUUCAUCUAAGGAUUCAACAAAUGCAAGCUGUCGUGUAUGUAAAUAUUAACCAGAAGCUAUACCAGACAAACAUGAAACCCAGUAUUUUACCAUUACUGAUAUAUGUUAUUCGUCGAAUACUAUCUUUUUAGCCUAUUAGCAACCAGUCCUUCGCUAGCGAAUUGGAAUUACAAUCCACAUCAACUCAGCAGCCACAGGUUUGUUUCGAUUAUCACAUAAUACAGGUAUACGGGUGCUUUAUUCCAGAAAAAUAGACAUUAUACGUAUUUGCGUAUAAGUUGACACAAGACAAAAUCGUUAACCGGUCGAGGUUGAGAAUGUAAUCUAGCUUAGUUAUAGUAGAUAUUCUCUCUUCUAUACAUUCUCUCUCCUUGUAUAUAUCAAGGCCAGCAACUCUAUAUUAUAUAUAGUGUUAUUUUUAGGCAAUUUCUGUAACCGCCAAAGACAUAUCAGCCUUGGCUACAACAUCAUCUUCUCAGGUAACAAAAUAUAUCGCCAAAAAAAAAUAUUAUGAACUCAUUUUAGUCAAAGAAAGUAGACAAUUCAAACAAUAUGAAAAGCGAUCUUCUCAAGUCGUAACUGUAACAAAAACAAUAAAAAGCCAUCUUACUAGCAUAGUCAAAUAAUUGGAAAAAUGUACGCCAAAAAAUAGCGGCGUACGUUGUUGAUGCCACAAGAAUGUAAGUCGUAGGACCAAAAUUUAAAUGUAAAGAUAAUGUAAUUCUCAUUACAUAUAUAUUCUACAGGCUAUUGUACGUUGUGCUACUGGCUCUUGGAUAAAAAACUUCAAGAUUCCUGCCAGGGUAAGGAUAUUAUUUAAUUUAUUUUGACUGUUUAUUGUUUAUGUAUUUUUUUAAAAACAUAUGCACUUGAGAGAAAAUAUAAAAGAAGGAUCUUUUUGUACCUGGGAAUAUGUGGCAGAUUUACAUAAUGAAAGCAUACAGAUUUUAAGUACUAUUUAAAGCACGCGAGUAGGAGUGUUUUAUCACAUAUAAAACACGACGCGUAGCGGAGUUUUUUAUAUGUGAUAAAACACGACUACGAGUGUUUUAAAUGGCUUAAAAAACGACCCAUCUUCUGAUGAGUGUAUUAGCGAAGUAAUUAGUUUUAAAAUAAACUUUGUCUAAACCGAGAAAAUCAAAGCUAAAGUUUAUGUAAAUUAACAUGUUUUUUUAUCCCAUAUAAAACCACGACAAAGUUUGCUCCUGGAUUAUUAAUGAGUUUUUUAAAUCAGGCAUCAAACCUGCCAUACCAAAUGUGAUGAAUAUUUUAUAUACAAGUGCAAAAUAAUAGCUAAUUUUCUUUUGUUUUGUUAGUGGGAACCAAGCAUAGAAAAGGCACUGAGUGAUGGAAAGCUGACACCAGAGCAAAAGAGUGCGUUAAACAGACAACUGUGUAUGUCGAUAAUUGCACAAAGUACAGACACAGUCACUGCAAGUGAAAGGAACCAAAUUGCAUUGAUGCUUGUGCAAAAAUAUCCCUGUCUGAGCGGCUCAAUUGGAUCAGGACACGUAAGUUUAUAAAAAGCACAUACCGUUGUAACAUGAUUCCGGCAAAUUACCAAUUAAUCACACGUAACUGAUUAAACUGGCAAAGAUUUAAAGCCGUUUUCCAAGCGAAUUUAUUCAAAUCUUUUUUCAGCAAUUCUGGGCAAACAAGAUAAAAGAUCGGUUGCUGAAUAUUACAAGAAAAAGUUCUAGAGAGGUAAACAAAAUGCAUGCAGUAGGUGUCUUUACAAAAGAUAGGAAAUUUAAAGUAGGCCUAUAUCUGCAUGAAAACUGAACAAUAGUCAUUAUGUGACCUUAUAUCAAACUUAUUUGCAUAUCAAUCGAUGAUUCCCCUUAUAACGUUUUCGUAGCGCUUUGCCUUGUGGUCAGUAUAGUGGUAUCACUGAUAAAUAUAGUGGCCUCGAAUGAACAUAUUGAAUGUUUUCGCGAAUAUUUUGCUGUUGGCCAUCGUGCACCUUACCCUAGCUUUUUUAAAAGUUCUUGCACGGGUCGGGACAAAAAAUAAGCCAUCUUGAAUAUAUGUAAUACCACUAUAACCACCUAAUAAGGGGAAUCAUCUAAUAGAUGAUUUCCCUUAUUACGUUUUCGUAGUGCUUUGCAUUCCAUAGUGGUAUCACAGAUAUUCAAGAUGGCUUAUUUUUUUGUCCCGACCGUAGGCUAACUAUAUAUAUUAAAAUGUCUUGGUUUGUAGAGUAGCACACAAGCCUAUAUAUAUAAAAGAGAAAAAUAUAAAAGCGAUUGUUUUCACAAAAAGAAACUGAUACUCCUAUAUAUACGCCAGCUACUAUUUAACCCGUAGAAUAAAAAGAUGAUCGAAUCUACCGGGCAGCAAUAUCAGAAGGCGAAACCGGGAAGAAAGAGAAAGAGUGAUGAAGCAUUAAACUUGCCUGAAAUGCCUGAAGGAGAAACCGACGAAACUAUUCAGGAACAUCUGACCAGCCUGCAAGCGUUUUGUAAAACUGGAAAGCAGGACGUCCUUUUGGUCCGCCAGUUAAUGGAUGUGACAUUUCCCAAGAGAAGAAGGGAUAUAAUCGAAAACAACGAAAGAGUGUGGAAAGUUGUCAAAGAUUAUCCCCCGCUAACGAAAGGAAAAGGCAACGAGGUGUUUUUUGUAACUAUAACGAGCGAGUGUGGAAAAUACGUUACAUAUAUACAUAGUGAUUAUGUUGAAUGCGAUUGCAAGCUGCAUUGCACACUUAAGUUUGUACAUUGUUUUCUCACUGUAUCUGGGAAGGUGUAUAUAUAGGUCUUUCCUCUGUUUUAUAUUUAAAACAGACUAACUGUCGUAUUUUAGCAUAUUCUUACAGCUCAUUUUAACUAUAUAAGCGCUUUGACAAAAACCAGACCAUGUCUCUAUAAGACUGUUUUGAGCAUGGGCAAUUUUCAGAAAGUUCAGAACCAGAAACACAAUUUUGUCAAGUCAGGAUCAAAGUGUAGUGAUUCGAAUCAUAAAGGGUAAACCGAAAACUAAAUCUAAUAUUUAUUCAUUAAGGUCAAAGCAGAGUUGGGGCGGAUAUUGCGCAACAAAAACCUUCCGCAAGAAAUGAAAGAGAGGUUUGAUAUCAACAGAGCUCGGCUGAUAGCAGCAGUAAAAAGAAGCAAAACAAAGGAGGUUCAGGCACUAGCCAUUUUGCUGGAUGAAUCCGAUUCUUCCCAAAUAACUGGUAUAGUAACCUAUAUGAAAAUACAAUAUAUAUGUUCGCAUAUAUAUAUAUAUAUAUAUAUAUAUAUAUAUAUAUAUAUAUAUAUAUAUAUAUAUAUAUAUAUAUAUAUAUAUAUAUAUAUAUAUAUAUAUAUAUACGAACUUCUUGCUUAUAGAGAUGGAAAAUAAAUAACGUAACUUCUUGUUUAUAGAGAUGGAAAAUCGAAUGUUAAUGGCAGCCUUGCCUUUUGCUCUUGGAGAAAAGAGAACAUCAACAUUAUCUCCAGGUGACCUUUUCUGGAAAAGAGUUGAUGUAAGUAACUAUAUAUUAUAAUAUAUUUAUUAUUUACUUCUCUUAAUUCAUAUACAUUAUGGCAGCUGGACUAAUUAAAAUGUGAUAUGCUAUAUGAAAUUAUUUAAUUCAAAACGUUAAACGACCCUUUUUCUUUUAGUAUGUGUUCGCUUUAGUGCAUGGGAUCCUGUGUCGUGCAAUACUAACUCAAAUCACUCUGCUCUUUAUAAUUACAUUAUCACCAAUCACUUCAUUGUUUUCUGAUUUCCGACCAUUGUCUCGUUAACGGCGUUCAUUGUUUAUUGAAUAACUACAUGUUUAAUGAACAACUGUUUCUAUAUACAGAGAUGUUCAUUUAAAUAUUAAAUGCAUAUAUCAUUUGCAAGAUCAUUAUUUACGUAUAGCCCACAUGUCUUAAUUUUUCUAUUUCUUAUAUUGUAGGAUGAAACUGGAGAUAUGAGCAUAAGUCAGCUUGUUGAAGAGUCUACAACGCCACGGCUACUUUCCAGUGGAACUGCGCUUGAGGUAUCCUCAUUGUGUUUGGCAGCGGAGGGAAUGGUAAUUUGCAAAUUCAGUCCUGCUAACCACAUUUUGAAUGCUGUGGUGACAUUGCUGGCAUGCUUCUACAGUUUUAACAUGAGCUAUCCCAACGGUUUAUCAAGAAACGUAUACUCCUUUCUAGAGUACAUUUUGCUUGGUAUAAAGCCCAGUAAAGUUCAAAUUGGGCUGGAUCAAUUUAUUUCAGACAUAGAAAGCAUAUAAUCUUUAUAUAACAUUAUAUUAUAUAGCCAGAUGCCCGUACUAACUAGCCAGUCUCGUUAAUGUUGAAAAGACGAUCGAACGUUGUUUUAUCUGACUGCAUGCUUAUACAUGCAUAUGUAUAUGAUUUGUAAUUCUUGAGAUGAAUAUAGUAUACAAGGUAAGGGGCAAAACAAAAGCAAUUGUUACAUAUAUAAAUGUUCUUAUAAAUAGUUGUUCAAAAAGCUCCGUGGCUAUUGCUCGCUUGAAAGUCGUGUAUAUAUAUAUAUAUAUAUAUAUACACGAGGCGCUUGAACCCUCCAGUGUGCUGCAGUUCUAUACUGAUCUGCACUGGUGCACAUUCAACCCACAGUAUUCUUGUAAAUCGCGGCUGGUUAAGGCUUUGCCUCAUUCAAUAUUUCUUCUAUGUUGGGUGCCAGGUGGCUCUGGUACACAGUUACAUUCAGGUCACCGCCAGUCGGCCGGUUGCAUUUUGUACGCCAGGGCAUUUGAAUGUUUGCAUGUGGUAAAAGAGCCAGCUAUAGUAUACUACUGUAUACAGCACAGAUUUUUUGAGCCAUGCGAGCGUUUAUAUGAAGUGACAAUUGCUGUUUUCCCCAGUGUGAACUAUAAAUAAAUAUAUUUUGUUGUUAAAAAGUUCAAUACAAUGUUUUAAGCCUGUAAAGAAUAAUUGUGAUCUUUUACUUGGUUUAUUGGUUGCUCUAACCAAUGUAAAAGUUGGUCAUUAUAACCAAUUUGUUGUUUUAACCAAAUAAAUAUAGGUAAAAUUUUAUCAAACUACCAAAAAUAAAUAGGUUACCUCAGAUCCACACGGGGUACAAUAAAUAAUUGGUUAAAAUAACAAUUUUGGUAGAAACAACCAAAACCGUAAUUGGUAAAUUUGACAUAAAUUUAAUUGGUAGACACUACUAAUGUCAAAUUGGUUAAAACAACCAAUACGAUUUUUGGUUAAUUUUACAUAUAUUUUUUGGUUUAAAGUACCAAUUAUUAUUUGGUUAAAGUUACAGAGUCCUAUUGGUAGAAAUAAACUAUUCCAAUUGGUUGUUUCCACCAAUUAAUUUUUACUCAUAACAAAUUGGUAGUUUCAACCAAAAAAAUAUAGAUUAUCUCAGAUCCACUUUUCUACCAAUUUUUUUUGGUUGUUUUGACCAUCAAAUUUUUACAGUGUAGUGUACCAUAGACUCUUAAGUAUUUAUUCUUUAUUAAGUAUUUAUUAAGUAUUUAUUCUUUAUUAAGUAUUUAUUAAGUAUAAAUUAAGUAUUUAUUAUUUAUUAAGUAUUUAUUCUCACUUGGAUUACAAACCCUAACGUUCUAACAUUAAUUCCCGACAAAGUGAAGUGCAAGAAUCUAUCAUUGAAGUCCACCUUAUCAGUUAUCACAACCCGAACACCCGAUUACCUAUAUAUACAUGAACUUACGGUUACAGCUUAACAGCUGGCCCCUGUAGCUCAGUUGGUUAAGGCCGGCGCACACUAGAGCUAUGUGCUUAGCAAAAUCGGUCAUUCGUGACUGUUGGCGUAAGGAGAUAGCUCUCGUGUGCGGGCGAUUUACGAACGACUUUUGUCAUUCGUGCCACUUACGCCAAAUAUCUAACAUGUUUGAUAAUUUCUGCCUCGCGUGCCAAAAUCUUUCCGUGUGCGGCGAACGAAAGCUAUCUGCUUACGGAUUGUCGUAACAGCGCAUGCGUAGUAUACGAAACUAAACAUCCAAGAUGGCGGCGCAAAAUGAAUUGCUGGCCGAGGCAAUUUUAGAGGGCAAACUUGUCGAACUUUGGCCUGAAUACAAAUGUUUAUACGAUGUGAGUUCUGCAGAUUUUAGAAAUAGGGACAAAAGGGAAUGUGCGGUGAAAGAAAUAGCCAGUAAGUUUGUCCUCUAAAAUUGCCUCGGCCAGCAAUUCAUUUUGCGCCGCCAUCUUGGAUGUUUACUUUCGUAUACUACGCAUGCGCUGUUACGACAAUCCGUAAGCAGAUAGCUUUCGUUCGCCGCACACGGAAAGAUUUUGGCGCGCGAGGCAGAAAUUAUCAAACAUGUUAGAUAUUUGGCGUAAGUGGCACGAAUGACAAAAGUCGUUCGUAAAUCGCCCGCACACGAGAGCUAUCUCCUUACGCCAACAGUCACGAAUGACAUUUUGCUAAGCACAUAGCUCUAGUGUGCGCCGGCCUUUAGAGCGCUGCACCGGAAUCGCAGGGCCGUAGGUUCAUUUCCUACCAGAGGACCUUGUGCUGCAUUUUUCACAGUCGUUCCUGGUUAGGUCUUAAAAUGUAUUUAUUCUCACUUGGAUUACAAACCCUAACAUUCUAAGUUAAUGUUUGCAAGUGGUAUAUGACGUGUUUAACAACGUCAUCGCUACGCAUGGUAAAAUAGUCACUUCAUUAACUCGUUCAAACGUAUCUGAAAUUAGACUAAAGUGAACAAACAUAUACGUUAAAGUAAUUUGAUGCAUGCCAAAGUUGCCUAUAAGGUUCCCAAGAACAUUUUGUACCCACCCACUUGCACGACGGAAAUGUUGUCAAUUGCCUUUGGUCAAAAUAGGAGGAGGAUUUGUUAUAAAAUAAUGUAAAGAUCAAAACAUUAUAAAAUGAAAAAGACAUGAUAAAGACAGCAUAUAAUUUCAGUGUUUCUUUAUUGAUUAAACUUUUUUAUUAUGUUAAAAAGAAAGCAAAGUUGUCUGAAUGCGAGAAGUUGAAAUCAUUUUAUUUCAAAUUCAAAGUUUUUCGAUAAAGCCUUUAAAGGCAGUUUAGUUUUAUAAUAGCAUAGUUGCCCGGGUUUCUUCUGUUUCAACAGGUACCAUUACUAACUAAUCGCCCGCUGUAGCGGUCGAUUAGAACUAAUCGCCCGUUACCAAGGGUCACACCUUUGUCUCCCUGUCUUGUCUCACUACGCAUCAGGCAAGUGCCUCACGCACAUAAUCGUGCAAGGAACAGCAACAGUUAGCUCAGAGCCGUCAAUAGUCUAUCAUCCGAUCCCUGAGUUGCCGCAUCAUUUAAAUUACGCACGUGCAGUCUCCAAUUUUAUGCUAAUAUAUUUAGCAUUUUUGUUGUGGUACGUUAAAUGAUAGAUUGCGCAUGCGUAACCGAUUAAAGCGUAAAAAGUGCGCAUGUGCAACAAGCUUUUACAUCCCACAAGCAAUGAAGCAAAUGUUUUAGCUUAAAUACGCUGAUUCCAAAUAGGGCAUGUUUGUCCAUUUUUAAAUGGGAGCGCAACUAUGCUAUUACAAACUAAUAGCAUGGCUUUUCGGGAGAUUAGUGACUAAAUGACCCCUUACCCUCGGCAGGUUUGCGGAAUUCCCUCUGGCUUCGCCCUCGGGAAUUCCGCAAACCUGCCUCGGGUUACGGGGCCAUUUAAUCACUAAUCUCCCUCAAGCCAUGCUAUUACUUAUAAUAAAGAACAUUUUGAAACGUCGUGCGAAGAGUUUGAGGUUGAAUUUUACCUUAAAUUGAAACUUAUGUUACGUAUAAUAACAUACUUAACAUAUAUAUAUUUGGGGAAUUGAAAAUUAUGUAAUGAAAGUGAUAUUUUUAGGGGAUUUUUCAUUUGUAAAAAUAUUCUUAACAAAAUUAUCGUGUUACCAUGACAGCUAUUUUUUCUAGUCUAUUUUCUAGUCUAUUGACGAAUCGAAGCGAGUAUACCGGUCUACUCGAAUCGGGUUAGCUAAAUCACGAGAUAAACAGCAUAUGUAAAUAUGUAUACAUAAAUAAAUGGCUUCACGGUAUAUCAACAGAAUUAAAGCAUCUGAUAUAAAAUCAUCCUUACCUGAUUUAUUCAAAAUAUUGUCGAUCGUUUCCACUGUUCAAAUCCAACAUAUUGUAUGUAAAUAUAAAGCUCGUAUCCGUAUUGCUCGUACUAAACUGAAGAAUCUUGCGUGCGCGCCACGAAAUAAAGUUUGACCGCCCCCCUCGUUUAUAAAACUUCCUGAAGCCUUAAUUAUUUCCCCGGAAUUUCGAAAUCCUGACAAACAGACACAAAAUCGAGAUCUAGACAAUACAUAACUCGCGCGAAAGAGUGGGUCGAGUGUACUCUCGAAAAUUAAAACCACAGCAUUUAUUCUGUUUACAUCACAUAUAUUGAACUUUUCAAGGGGGUCCAAAUCGGCCAACUGGGAUCCGUAUUUACUAGUAGAUUUGAACCCCGCGGGGGUCUAUAUGCACUAGUAGAUGUGGCCCCGGGGACCAAAUCUACUAUUGGAUAUGCAACGUGGGACCAAAUCUACGGCGGUCCAAAUCAACAGGAACACCAGCUUAAUUCAUCUAUUGAAAUCAUAUCCACCGAAAAAUAUUGAGGCCCUUUGACGGUGUUGAUCAAGACAAUCCUUUACUGUGAAGACAUAUUGCAUUUCCUUUUAACACUAGGCCAAAUAUUACAUAUACAAAACAUGAAAAAAAUCAUGUCUGAGUUCUGAUUCAAGCAAAACCUGAAACGUGCAAUAGUAAAAAUAUAAUAAAUAACUGGCACAAGGUCUGCCCGACAAAACAUGAGUACAUGUCCUUACUCGUGUAUAAACAAUUCUAGAAAUGCAAUCAAGUGAUAUAAAGAAUAACUUGGAGAGUUCGACAUUACUCUCAAAUCUCCGAUCAAAAUUACGUACAAAGCGUCAAUCUACAUUGAAUCAUUCAUGCAUGCAUGAAUUAAAUAGACUGUUCCACAUUAUAUUAAGUGUUAUUUUGCUGGAACUAUACAAAGAUAAUUUACGGUCUGCUUUGACGGUUUAACCAAAGGUCCAAAACUGGACAUUCUGACUAUAGUGUUAUUCCAAUAGGUCUGGCAAGGAGCUAAGGAAAUCCAUAUUUGUAAUUGAUAUACUGUUCGGCAAACGGAAACUAUGGUUCCUAAAUAUUCGAUAGACACUGCCAGUUGACUUCCGAGUACUCCACUGUUCUAUUUAUUAGCAGGAAUGGGAAAAAAAUCACUGAAAGGGCUAUGAUCUCUGCUUUUCGUUUUGUUUGUCAAGUUAUUUCGUCUCAGCAUGUCAAAUUGUUGAGAUAUAUUGCAUACAUUGAGAUUUAAUUUAACGUACCAACUGUAGAAGAACUCGCAGCGUCUAUAACGUAGCCGUAUAUAAAUAUGUGUCGUAUAUAAAUACGUGUCAUUGACGUAAUACGUCAUGUGUCGUAUUUAAAUACGUGUCAUUGACGUAAACGGGGUAAGAUCAUUAGCUAUAUAAUUAUUAGAGUCUAUAACGUAGGCCAGAUUUAAUGUAUCGUAAAUACGUAUCUUUAAAUACGUGUCCUAGUUUAAAUACGUACACAACAUAACAAUAAUUUACGACUACAAGCCCUCGUAGUAUUGUUCAAGCAUGAAAUUUUCAAAUUUAUACGCCAAACGUCAAUUUCAAACGCCAAAUCUUAACUUACUGCUAUGGAGAAUACGUGACUAGUGGUUAAUUUGCUUUCUUAAGUCAUUGCACAAGUUUAAUAACUGUUUAAUAUAUUUCAAAGCUGGUGUAAAAGCUAUAUUAUAAUAGAGUUUUAAAAUCAAAAACUUCAAUCUUAAGGUAUCUAAUGUCUUUAAAGACCUUGAAGGAAUGUUCGAUAUUGUCCUCCAAUAUCGUUUACAAGACAUUUUUGUGUAGACAGGAACUGUAAAUGUGCGCGCGCACUGCAUGUUUGAUAUUACAUGGAUUGCGACUAUGGGAGAAUAUUAUCUAAAAUAUUGUCUUUGAGAUAUACGUGACAUUAUGUGAAACUUGAAAGACUUUAGAGAAAAAUUAGUUUUGCAUACAGUGGUGCACUUUAUAAUGUACGUUAAUCUUAAAACUGCGCUAUCAGCACUACAUAGACACAUUCCUACGUUUGUUAUACUCACAUCUUUAAUUCAUUCGGUCUUAAAUGUAGGUAAAUGAAACCCUCACCUCAUUUCUAAACCGGAUUUUCACGGAGCAGUGUCGUAAUAUUAACCGAAAUCAUAUACUAAACAUCAAGGUAAGAUGAAAUUUUAUAGUUUCGAAAGUCACACAUUUGAUUUUUCCAUGUUAUAUUCCUAUGAUCUUUACAUUAUUUUAUUACGAACCGCCAAACUGCCUAAGGGAUUUCACUGAGGAAAAGAAUUUCCAGAUGUCAGUAUUGACUAAUUGUUUUCUAAAUGUAGGCCCAAUUAGUUCCUGCAGCGAUGAAGUAUUGUUUUGUUCUUUUUGUCGUGUUCAUGGGGGCAGCAGUACAUGGAAUGCCUGGUCCAAAUGAUGAUUGUAUUUCUGGUCAGUCCUUUACUAACAGGCUGUGUCAUCUUGAAAAAUGGCCAAUGUCACCUGGGCCCUGGCUAUUCUUGCAGGUGAGCAGUGAGCACAAUGCAUUAAUUUAAUAGAUGUGUCGAGUUAUUCACAUUACCGUGUAUUUGAUGCAAGAAAUAAACGAAGAAGUUGAAUUUUGUACUUAUAUUAGCUAUUGUUUGCUUCUAGAAUUUUUAGUGCGUGUUAUGCACGCCUAUGUUGUAGUUAAAAUUUUUCAUACGUAUUUUGUUUUGUUUUUCAGGACACCAGGAACACCAUUUCUUGGCUUUUGUCAAACAAGUUGAAAGAAGCAAUUAGAGAAUUUUCAUUUAUACUACCUAAGGUUGCUUGUAACGCUUUCAAAUAG